CGAAAAUUAUCUCAGUGCUGAACGCGAAAAAACCCACGACGGACCUCUCGUCCUAUGCGUGUGCGCGUGUGCGUGAAACCACGUGACCACCUUCUUUCUUUCUAUUCGUGAGUCCCAUCCAAUAGAUUUAACGCGGAAGAGGUGUCAAGGGAAUGGUCGUCGAUUAUCGUCGUCGUUGUCGUGGUCAUCGUCGUCGCCGUCGUCGCCGUCGUCGUCCACUCGACCGUCGAGGACAUUCAGCGAUCGCAAUCGAAAUAACUUCGAUCAUAACACAUCUCUUCUCCCUCGCCUUCUUCCGACGUGCCAUCGCCGUUCCAUCUACAUUCCAACCUCUCCUCGUGACCGCGGAUUUAUAGAUCGUUCCGCGGCGAAAAUCCAGUUGCGGAACAUCCUUGCAUUGAGACGCGCACGAGACUCGCCACUCAGAGUAAAGUAAAAGUGAUUGACUACGAUUAACGCUGAUAUGAGAUUAUCGUGAGAGAAAUUCCGUCUCUCUUCUCGCCGUAUGUUAUUCUCUUCCGCGUGUACAUGUUCCGCGUUGUUUGCCGGAAUGGGAAACUGUACGGGACGUAAUACAAUUUGCGGAACGAAGAAACUUCUGAUAUAUAUUUGUUAGAUAAAUAUAUAUAUUUAUAUACCAAAGAUUCCGGACCAGAAAUUCAUAGGAUACGUGAUGAUCACUCGAACAAAAUUAUGGUGGAAGAUGGUGUGUUCCGGUCAACAGAGAGGUAUAUUGGCCGGACUAGCGGCGCAUUCCAGUCAAAUAUCCGUGGGACUUGGCCAGGGAUUUAGCGCGAUUCUACUUCCGCAAUUAUUGGAGAGCGAGCUAGUCGAUCAAGAGCAAGCCUCUUGGAUCGCUGCGUUGGGAGUUAUCUCGAAUCCUCUGGGAUCCCUGAUCUCUGGCCUUUGCGCGGAAUGGUUUGGAAGAAGAUCGGCCAUCGCUUUGGCUACUUUUCCAUACGCCACCGGAUGGCUGUUGAUAGCUUUGUCGAAGAGAGCCGUGUCCAUGUUGUAUGUGGGCAGAUUCAUCAAUGGUAUCGGUAUAGGAAUGACCAAUGGCAUCUAUCUUUAUGUCAGCGAGACUGCUGCGCCAAAUCAGAGAGCCUGGUUGGGAAGUUGUGGUCCGGUUUUGGUUUCCCUCGGAGUUUUGAUGAUUUACACGUUGGGAGCUUUCACCUCGUGGCAAAGAGCCGCCGCGAUCAGUAUCGGGCCUUCCAUCCUCUCUUUGGCAUUGUCACGCAUAAUCCCAGAAACACCGGCUUGGCUGGUUGCUCGAGGACGGAACGAAGAGGCAAAGGAGUCGUUGCUGUGGCUAAGGGGAUCUGGCUCGAGCACUGACAAGGAGUACGAGGAGCUUUGCGAGGAAAAUGUGAAAAGAGAAAAGGAAAGGGAAAGUCUGUUGAAAGCUCUCCACAUGCCAAGCGUGUGGAAACCUUUCCUCAUCCUGCUCGUUUUCUUCGCGUUCCAACAAAUGUCGGGAAUUUACAUAAUCCUGUUCUACACUGUGAACAUUCUCGAGGACAUCGGUAUCGAGUUGAACGAAUAUUCGGCGAGCGUUGGAAUAGGCGUGAUACGAUUGUUCGCCUCGAUAGCUGGAGCUGGUCUCGCGAACAGUUUCGGUAGAAAAAUUCUGGCCUUCCUCAGCGGCCUAGGAAUGACAGUGUCCGCUGUAGGAGUUGCUCUCGCGUACAGGUUCAAAUUGCCGUAUGUGGUAUCCUUAGCGUGCAUCGGAGGCCACGUGGGUUUCUCUAUGUUAGGAUAUCUCACUUUACCCUGGGUAAUGACCUCUGAGCUAUAUCCGUUAAGGUUCAGGGGUCCACUGGGAGGUAUCACCACCAGCAUAGUGCAAAUGUUGACGUUCGCGAUCAUUAAGAUGUAUCCGAGCCUGCACGACGUGGUCGGGAUCGAAUCCACGAUAUGGAUAUUUGCCGCGGCCUCCACCCUAGGCGCUAUAUUCGCAUUGACGAUUCUACCCGAGACAAGGGGUCGAAGCUUGGACGAGAUCGAAAGAGGAUUUUCCAAGAAGACGUCCGAGUCGAAUUCUUCGACCGACGUCAACGUUCAACCGACUAUCUUCGUUCAACCUAAAAAUAUUACGCUUCAGAGAUUCGCCUCGAUUACGGAAGAGAAACAUCGUAAUAAUAAUAUGAUGACUAACGCGUAUACGUAUGAUAAUUUCUGUUUGGAUUUAACGUCGGAUGGAGAUACGGAAAAAAUGGAAGUUAAAAAGAAUUCCGACACGAAUUGUACGAAUGUUGCCAAUGCCAUCGCGUUAGAAACACGUAUACUUGAUUAAAUACGAUCAAUAAUUCAAUAGACUUUAUUUAUUUUUUUUUUUUUAUUAAAGAAAACAAUCGAUGAUUGUCAAUCAUCGUAUAAUGGAAAUAGACAUUUUCUGAGACUUCACUUGUAUUGUGAUAUCUUAUCGAUAAACGUGUGUAUAUAUAUAUAUAUAUAUAUACGUUAUUAUUAAACAAAUCUUAACUAUUCAAAAUGAAAAAUUCACCAGUAUUACAAAUAUUUCUGUGACUUUGUCGAAUGUGUUCUUAGAAAUGAUGAAAUGAGUAAAUUGUGAAUAUAUUUUUAAUAUGACUAUGGAAGAAUGAUUUCUUUUUCCUCUUUUAACAAUAAUUGUGCAAUUUAAGGAAAUGAUUGUUAAUAUAUUAUAUAACGUAUAGUGCAAAAAUAAAUAGAAUUUUGUUGAACGUUUCAAUUGAA
This is a messenger RNA of Apis dorsata (giant honeybee), 2718 nucleotides long. RefSeq names its product facilitated trehalose transporter Tret1-2 homolog. The record is from RefSeq and is a predicted model, not a curated record. Gene Ontology annotation, molecular function: transmembrane transporter activity. Gene Ontology annotation, cellular component: membrane. Gene Ontology annotation, biological process: transmembrane transport. Lineage: Eukaryota; Metazoa; Arthropoda; Insecta; Hymenoptera; Apidae. The transcript is spliced from 6 exons. The coding region runs from base 674 to 2296 and encodes 540 amino acids.